Messenger RNA from Tyto alba (common barn owl), 1517 nucleotides. It is a transcript of the gene IRF2BP1, whose product is annotated as interferon regulatory factor 2 binding protein 1. Gene Ontology annotation, biological process: regulation of transcription by RNA polymerase II. Gene Ontology annotation, molecular function: transcription corepressor activity. Bases 168 to 1364 code for a protein of 398 amino acids. Lineage: Eukaryota; Metazoa; Chordata; Aves; Strigiformes; Tytonidae. The transcript has 2 exons. The record is from RefSeq and is a predicted model, not a curated record. Gene Ontology annotation, cellular component: nucleus.
UCCCGCCGCGCUCCGGCGGCCCCUUUAAGGCGCGCGCGGCCGGAAGGGGACCCUCUGAGAGGUCUGUGUGUAGGAGCACCCGCCGAGGGAGACCCUGCGGGAGGGGGCUGUGCCAAGGAGGGGUCCUGGCAGCCCCCCCGUGUCCCACGUGUGUCCCCUCCCCGGCCAUGUCGUGGCGGCGGCAGUGGUGCUACCUCUGCGACCUGCCCAAAACCCCCUGGGCCGUGGUGUGGGACUUCAGCGAAGCCGUCUGCCGCGGCUGCGUCAACUUCGAGGGCGCCGACCGCAUCGAACCUUUGCUGGAAGCCGCCCGCCGCCUCCGCCACGGCCGCGCCGAGCCCCGGCCCCCCCGCGCUGCGCUGCUCCCGUCCCCCCCUGAGGAAACCCCGGCGGAACGCCGCGUCCCACCAGCACCGUGCCGCCCGCACGGCGCCGAGUGCUUGGCAGAGCUGAGCGAAGCCAUGCGCGGCCGCGCCGAGGACUGGCCAGGGAAACCGCCGGCGGUGCGGGAGCGCCUCGCCGCCCUCGCCGGCUGCGCCCCUUUCAACGUCCGCUUCCGGAAGGAUCACGCGUUGGUGGGGCGAGUUUUUGCCUUUGACGCGGCGCCUCGCCCGGGUUUUGAGUUCGAGUUGAAGCUUUUCGCCGAAUACCCCUGCGGCUCUGGCAGCGUCUAUGCCGGCGUGCUGGGUCUGGCAAAACAAAUGUUCCAGGAUUGCUUGCGGGCGCCUGGGAAAGCCAUUUCCUCCGGUUACAAAUACCUGGAGUACGAGAAGCGCCAGGGCAGCGGCGACUGGCGUUUGCUGGGCGAACUCUUCACCGAAGCCGUCCGUUUUUUUCCGCCACCCGCCGGCACCCGACGCUUUGCCGCAACAACCCCCGGUGCCGCCGGCCCCGCGCCGCCGGCGCAAAGCAUCCCCCGAGGCAGCCGAACCGCGGCCGUCCCGCCGACACCCCUCGGGCGACCGUUCCCCCGAGGAAACCAGCCGGUGUCUGGCGGUGGAAUCGCCGCCGUUGUGUUGCGGGUUGUGCCGGCACCGGCUGGAGGACACCCAUUUCGUGCAGUGCCCCGCCGUGCCGGCGCACCGGUUUUGCUUCCCGUGCGCCCGGCGCGCCAUCCGGGCGCGGGGUGCCGGGGCCGAGGUGCACUGUCCCAGCGGGGGCCGGUGUCCCCUGGCCGGUUCCGGGGUCCCCUGGGCGUUCAUGCAAGGGGAGAUCGCCGCUAUUUUAGGCGGCGAUGUCCGCGUCAAGAGGGAGCGGGACCCCUGAGAACUCAGGGGGGUGGGGGGGCCCCCCCUUUCCCCAUCCGGUUUCAGGAGGUCCUACCAGAACACCACCACUACCCCCCAAAUCACGGAGGGGGGUGAUAAGUGCCUGGGCCCUUGGGGUGAGGGAUACCCCAAAGCGCUGUUGGGGGGGGGGUUAUUGGUUUGGGGGGUUUGUUUUCUUUGGGUUUUUUUGUUUUUUUUUUUUUUUUUUAUUUGAGGGGGGAUUUUUGGUCAAUAAAGCGACGCUUUUUU